UUCCCGUUUUACGUCUGAACCCAAGGCACUUCUGGAGGUUGCCCAGAAUAGUUCUGGUUUACGUUUUGUGUCUUUGUAUUAUCCUUAAAAGAGCUCCCGUUCACUGUCAAAAGCGUACCAGGUGAAGAUAAAUGACACUGUCUUCCUAGUUCUAGUCAUUUUGGUUUGAGAUAGCAAUGAGGCUGGAAGGGAAAAGGAGGCGAGCAGGAGAGGGGCGUUAUCGCUAAUGGGUCCCGCGCUCGACUUCCGGUAGCCCUAAGACACUUAUUUCGAAACAUGGCCAUCUGCAAGGAACGGCAUGUAUCGUUUCAAUUAGAGCUGUGCUAACUGAAGUGAGAUUCGUUUUCUAACUUCUCCCGGGGAGACUGAGAAAUUAAGCAAUAAUACUUCCCGAAACCAUCAGGAAGAAAAAUGUCAGUGACACUGCAUACAGAUGUAGGUGAUAUUAAAAUAGAAGUCUUCUGUGAAAGGACACCCAAAACAUGUGAGAAUUUCUUGGCUCUUUGUGCCAGUAAUUACUACAAUGGAUGUAUAUUUCAUAGAAAUAUCAAGGGUUUCAUGGUUCAAACAGGAGAUCCAACAGGUACCGGAAGAGGAGGUAACAGUAUCUGGGGCAAGAAAUUCGAGGAUGAAUAUAGUGAAUAUCUUAAGCACAAUGUUAGAGGUGUUGUAUCUAUGGCUAAUAAUGGCCCAAACACCAAUGGAUCUCAGUUCUUCAUCACCUAUGGCAAGCAGCCACAUUUGGAUAUGAAAUACACAGUAUUUGGAAAGGUAAUAGAUGGUCUAGAGACUCUAGAUGAAUUGGAGAAGUUACCAGUAAAUGAGAAGACAUACCGACCUCUUAAUGAUGUACACAUUAAGGACAUAACUAUUCAUGCCAAUCCAUUUGCACAGUAGCUAUAAUAGAUCUGGAAGAAUAUUUGGCAGACUAUUCAGAGGAACACACCUAUUGUGGUUUACCCAGUUUUAAAUUAUGUCAAGAGACUGCAUCAUCCUUCUGCUUGUUUACAACUAAGAUCUUCUAUGAGUUGGUGGUACCAAAGGGCCCUACACAGCUUUUAUUCCCGUUAUUAGAGCAUAUUCCUUACUAAAACUAGCAUCUAAUGUAUUUCUUUAAGUUUAAUUUUUUUUUAAGCCCUUUUGUUUAUUACAUAUAAACAUUCAUUCUUAAAUGCUGAGCCUCGGGGCACCUGAGUGGCUCAAUCAGUUGAGCGUCCCACUUAUGCUUAGGUCAUGAUCUCGUGGUUGUGAGUCUGAGCCCCACAUCAGGUUUACUGCUGUCAGGUCGGAACCCACUUGGAACCUCUGUCCCUUUCUCUCUGCCCCUCCCCCACUCACACUCUCAUAAAGAAACAUUUAAAAAUAAUUUAAAAAGACACUGAGCAAAAAACAAAUUCUGAGCCUUAAAUUCAAGUAUUUUUGAGCACCCUAGUUACAUAUUCCUGCCAUAUCUAGUCCAUAUCCUGGAAAUAUCCUUGUCCAUUAAUUAUUCACUUUGCAUAGUUAGAAAGGACAAGAUACAGAGAUGGUCUAGAAAAACCAGCCAAUCCAUUUGCUAUUUUCUGGUCUUUAGAAUUACAGUAAAGGCACAGAGAAGUCCUAUAGUACAGCAAACACUCAAUUUCCCAAUUUGCCCAUGGAGCAUUUUUUUUAAGGCCUAUCAUUUACAGUACUGUAGGACAGAAUUCUACAGGUGAUCAUUUUGAAAAUGCGAUUAGUUGGUUAUAAGCACCAGUUGUGGAGUCCUGGAUUGUUUGAAUCACAGCUCUGCCCCCUACUAGUAACUUUAGGCAGGUUAACAUCUCCAAGUUUUCUCAUCCCUAAAUAAUAUUCCCUCAUAAAUCUAUUGCGAGGAUUAAAUGAGAUAAUGUGUAUAAAACUUCUGGCAUGCAGUAAGUAUUCUGUAGAGUAAAUGGAAGCUGCUCUCCUAACAUUUAUCUCGACCAUAGGGCUUUCACUGAAUCAGGCCUUAUCAUUUAUCAGGCUAUCCCAUUGGUUUCAUCAAGAACCAUAUUCCACACCUUGAUUAGGUUUUGGGUAUUCUAAAACUGAUGCCAGGUAUUUAUUGGUUUGUAUCAUUUCUACAAAUAGUUGAUCUAAAUAAUAUUUUCUUUCUUAACUACAGUUUAGAAGUUAGCUUGCAAUACCCUCUUAUUACCAUUUAUACCUUCUACUAAACUGAUGUGCCAAUUAUACUAAUAACCCUCACUUUUUAAAGUAAGCUCUACACCCAACAUGGGCUGACCCUGCAAUCAAGAGUCACAUGCUGUAGGGGCACCUGGGUGGCUCAGUCAGUUAAGUGUCCGACUUCGGCUCAAGUCAUGAUCUCACGGUUCGUAAGUUCGAGCCCCGCAUAGGUCUCUGUGCUGACAGCUCAAAGCAUGGAGCCUGCUUCAGAUUCUGUGUCUCCCUCUCUCUCUCUCUCUCCCCCUUCCCUGUUCAUGCUCUCUCUCUCUCAAAAAUAAACAUUAAAAAAAAUUUUAAGAGUCACAUGCUGUAGCUGCUGAGCCAGCCAGGUACCCCUAAUGCCCUCACAUUUUGAGUCACCCUUUUAUUUUAAUCAUUUAGGUUUCAAGAAUUAAUAUUAAAGCCUCUUUUGGGCCAGAAUUUGGUUUGACAUUUCUUAUACCUGAUAUUUUUCUUCUCCAACUGAAUGUCAUUGAGUUUUUUUGUCCUCACUCUUAAGAGGCUUUUACUGUCAAAAUGUUUUUGUAUUGACUGGUAUUCCCUCAAUUUUUAUUCUAAACUGUUUUUUUUUUUUUUUUUAAGUACCAAUAUGGUGGGUAUUUGGUUCUUAGAUCUCAUUCUUAUAAUGUCUGUAUUAUUUUUUAAUUUUUUAAAUGUUUAUUUUGAGAGAGAGAAUGCUUCGCCCCACAUGUGAGGGGAGGGGCAGAGAGAGAGAGGAGAGAGAGAAUCCUAAGCAGGCUCCACACUGUUAGCUUGGAGCCCAACGCCCGCCUUGAUCUCCACAAACUGUAAGAUUAUCACCUGAGCCAAAAUGAAGAUUUGGAUGCUUAACUAACUUAGCCACCCAGGCGGCAGAAUAAAUAAAUUUUAAUACAUAGAUUUCAACUUUUAAUCAGUUUAGAAAAGUUGAUUAGUUACCAUUUCACUAUUGAAUUUAAAAGAAAACUGAUGGUUCUUUUCAAUUAAAUUUGUACCAAUUGUGGUAGAGGUAGAGAUGGGAACUCAACAUAAUAACUGUAAAGUGCAUCCAGAAUAAUUGAUAAUGGAAAUUUUAAAAAACAAAUUACAAUGAAAAUGUUACUAGCUGCAAACAUCAAAAUGGUGUGGGGGAGGGGCGCCUGGGUGGCUCAGUCAAUUGUCCGAAUUCAUUUCAGGUCACGAUCAUUCAGUUCCUGAGUUCAAGCACCAUCAGUCUCUGCUGUCAGCACGGAGCCCACUUCAGAUCCUCUGUCUCCCUCUCUGCCCUUCCCCCACUUGCUCUCCCUCAAAAAUAAACAUUAGAAUAGUAAUAAUAAAUAAAAUGGUGUGGGGAAUAUAGCUAGAAUAGUAUUUUAGAAAGUAGAGUAUAAGAGUGUAGAGUAGUGUAUACACAGGAGUUUAAUAUAUAAUUAAAGCAAUAUCCAAAAUCAUUAAAGAGUUACUCCAUAAAUUGUGUUAGGAUAACCAGUAAAUUAUAUGCAGAAAAAUAGCAAAAGAAUUUUGCCUCACAUGAUGUACCAAAAUUCCAGAUGGAUAAGUUUCCGGGGUGGCGGGGGUGGGGAGAAACACCUCCAAAGAGGAAUUUCUCAGUUCACAAACAUGACAAAGGUAAAGAUGAAACAGGUUUAAUUAUAUGAAAAUCAAAAACUUUAUUGCAAUUAAAAAGCUUAAAAGAACUGUACAUUCAAAAAAGCAACGAGGUAUAUGAAUGGGCAAGUCACAAGAGAAAAGAGAAAAUGUUCAACUUCACUAAUUAGGGAAUAAAGUUACAAGGUUCCACCAAAAUACCAUUUAUUUUUUUAUGAGACAGAGACUGGGUGGGAGAGAGGGGCCAAGGGAGAGAGAGAAUCUCAAACAAGCUCCAAGCUCAGCUCAGAGCCCAGCUUGGGGCUUGAUCCUAUGACCUGAGCUGAAAUCAGGAGUCAGAUGCUCAACUGCACCACCCAGGUGCCCCUCACCAAAAUACCAUUUUAAAAUCUUUGCACUGUAUUAAUUUGUUAGGGUUGCCAUAACAAAGUACCAGAAACUGGGUAGCUUAAAAUUCUGUUAUAGAGACUAGCAAUUAGGAGGUCAAGGCAUGGGCAGGGUUAUUUACACAAAGGUCUCUCACUUUGGCUUGUGGAUGACCAUCUUCUAUCUUCACAAGAUCCUCCUCAGUGGGUAAUUAUGUCAUAAUCUCUUUAUAAAGACGUCAGUCAUAUUGGAUUAGGGCCCAUCCUAAUGACCUCAUUUUAACCUUAAGUACUUGGGUAAAGGCCCUAUCUACAAAUACAGUCACAAUCUGAGGUAGUAGAGAUUAUGGGGGGGGGGGGGGGGGGGGACAUAGCAUGCCCCAAACAAUCAUAAGCACUAACACACAAAAUAGUUCAUUUCAUAAAUGUAACUUUGGGUAAAUCUCACAUUAGUAACUGGCUAGGUGUGAGAGGGUUUGCUACAUUUAAAACCAUUUUGAAAAAAACACAUUUUAGAAACUAAUUUUGGUAGUAUAUAUAAGAUUUUUUCAAUGUUCAUUUUCUUUCACCCUUAUAAUCUUACUGUAGGGAUUCUAAAUUGCUCUCUGCACAUGCACUGCAACUUUUAUCUGUAAUAGAAUAUAGUUGAUGCCUAUCUUGCAGGUUGUUAGGAUUAAGUGAAAAUGUUAUGUACAGUGCUUGGCACAAUAACUAGCCCACUAUGAUUAGCUAUCAUCCUCCAAAGACCAGGAUUCCCUAGGUUUGUUUAACAUUUAAGUGGGCUAACUGUAUCCUGAACAGCUACAAAUUUCACAAUUUAUUGUGAUUUCUCCCUCUGAAAUAUUUACCUUGUAUUUGGUGAUCUUGGCCCCAAUGUAAAGAUUUAAGUAUUAAUGGUUUUAAAGCAUCUUCAAAUCCAUUAAGAAAAGGGGCUUAAGAAAUGCAAACUACCACAGAUACUUUGGAAAUAUGUAUUCCUCAUCACUUUUUAUCCAUAAUUGUGCAUCUGCAUAGGGCUGGGCAAUAUACGUUGCUCUCCUGUGCAAGUGUGAGCAGUAAAAUUAUGCUUAAUCGU
Molecule: messenger RNA, 5193 nt
Organism: Leopardus geoffroyi (Geoffroy's cat)
Lineage: Eukaryota; Metazoa; Chordata; Mammalia; Carnivora; Felidae
Gene: PPIL3
Product: peptidylprolyl isomerase like 3
Exons: 7
Coding region: 412-897 (161 amino acids)
Biological process (GO): protein folding; protein peptidyl-prolyl isomerization
Cellular component (GO): catalytic step 2 spliceosome
Molecular function (GO): peptidyl-prolyl cis-trans isomerase activity
Source: RefSeq, a predicted model, not a curated record